This is a messenger RNA of Lampris incognitus (smalleye Pacific opah), 797 nucleotides long. It is a transcript of the gene ankrd39, whose product is annotated as ankyrin repeat domain 39. Gene Ontology annotation, molecular function: protein binding; fatty-acyl-CoA binding. Bases 32 to 580 code for a protein of 182 amino acids. The record is from RefSeq and is a predicted model, not a curated record. The transcript has 5 exons. NCBI's taxonomy places the organism in Eukaryota, Metazoa, Chordata, Actinopteri, Lampriformes, Lampridae.
UUUUAGACAGUUUUCGCUCAUUUUCACAGCGAUGGCGUCCGAUCGAGAGCCUUGUUCGUGCUGCUCCCAUCAAGUUACAUCUACUAGUGUUUGCCAGACGAUGGAUGAAAUGGACUUUGAAAGAGGUAUCUGGUCUGCUGCAAUGGAUGGGGACUUGACAAGGGUCAAGUCUUUGGUCCAAAAGGGUACAGAUCCAAACCAGAGAGACCUGGCCAAAUAUACUGCUUUGCACUAUGCCAGUCGCAGCGGUCAUCUUGCAGUCUGCAAGUUUCUUCUUGAGAGCGGUGCUUGUGCAUCUCCCCAGACGUCAGGCGGUGCCACUCCACUUCAUAGAGCUGCUUACUGUGGUCAUUUGGAUGUGGUUAGGCUGCUGCUGCACUUCAGGGCAGAUCCACUACUUUGUGACGAUGAUGGAGCGUCCCCUUUGCAUAAGGCUGCAGAACGCGGUCAUAAAGAGGUGUGUAUGCUGCUUCUCCAGCGCUGCCCCUCCCUUCAGAGCCAGGUGAACAAGAAACUGCAGCUGCCUUACCAACUGGCCCCAGAGGGUCACCUGCAAGACCUCUUAACGCUUCCACGGUGAAACAAGAACACACGUGGCAUCUACGAAGUCUCUGUCAACCGAGAAAAAACUCGGUGUAAAUAUGGACUCGCGAGAGAAACCACAAACUGCUGUCGGAGGAACUUUCAUUGGGUUCGGGCCCGCUGGUGGGUGGCGUUUCCAUUGCAACCUUCAAACCACAUCCAGUUGUGCGAGUGGAGGCGUGCCAGGCCACAUCUGGAGCUCAUUGCAGCUGACA